Molecule: messenger RNA, 1230 nt
Organism: Panicum virgatum (switchgrass)
Lineage: Eukaryota; Viridiplantae; Streptophyta; Magnoliopsida; Poales; Poaceae
Product: heterogeneous nuclear ribonucleoprotein 1-like
Exons: 3
Coding region: 126-968 (280 amino acids)
Molecular function (GO): RNA binding
Source: RefSeq, a predicted model, not a curated record
GCAGCCUUCCGCCCCUUUCGCCCACGCGCGCCGCUGUUUCCGAACGGAACCGCGCUCCCCUCCCUCCUCCCCCUCCCAAACCGCCCUUUGCUGGCACCGGCCGAAGCAGGCUCCUCGCCGCCGUGAUGGAGCAGGCGGAGCACGAGCCCCGGAAGCUCUUCGUCGGCGGCCUGCCGCGGCUGGGGGUCACUCAGAACAGCCUGAGGGCCCACUUCGCCCGCUACGGGCACGUGGUGGAGGCGCUGGUGAUGCAGUAUCCGGACGGCAUGGGCCGCGGCUUCGGCUUCGUCGAGUUCCAGGACGAAGAGGCGACGCUCAGGGCGCUCGACGCGAGGGAGGCGGACGCGCACAAUGCCUUCUUCGGCCGAAAGGUUGAUGUGAAGAAAGCAGAGAAAAAACAAGGAACCCGUUCCUCACUGGCUCAGAGCAGUUCAAAUAAACUGGAUGCUGACCCAAAGAAGAUCUUUGUGGGUGGGUUUGGUGACAAGAUCACCAAAGAUGACAUGUCAGGUUAUUUUGAGAAGUUUGGGACGGUAACUGAUGCUGUUGUGUGUUAUGAUAAACUAACAAGAAAGGCAAGGGGAUUUGGAUUUGUCACAUUCGACUCUAAGGAAGCUGCGGACAAGGUUUUGGAGAACCAGUUUCACUAUUUGAAGGGAACAAAAGUGGAAACAACCCAGGCUAAACCAAAAAGUUCAAUGGACAGUGGGGGCUGGGGUCACAGGAGCCCUGCUAAUGACUAUGGUGGAAUGUACUCACCCCACAACAGACCAUUUAUGCCUUGGAAUGGCCCUUAUCUGGUUCCGUAUCCAUAUGUAUAUCCAUACCUAUACCCACCACCUGGAAUCAUAAAUUAUGGGUACAUGAUGAGCCAAACAGGCACUCCAGCGAUUCAAAGUGAUAGGGGAAAUCAGCCUCCCGCAAGCUUGAAAUCAGAUCCAGCAAAGCCAGAUUCCAACUUACUGUAAGGAAGCUAAUGUCAUAACACCAGUGACGCUUGGCCGCCACAUUUUCCCCGGGAACUCUAGACAGUUUUGAAGACUGGAGCUCUGACGUCUCACCAUGAAUCGUUUUACCUGCCCAUAUUCUUUGUUCGCACCCUGUACAUUGAGUCCAAGCUGUACCACCUAUCACAUAUCCACCAUGCUUGAAUUCUGUUACCGUUGCCAUCACAGUUUACUUUGGAUUAAUACAUUCAUGUUUUCAUAUUCAUUUGGUACUGAAACAUCA